AGUAAUGACAGCAAUUUAUUGUAAAAAUAAUUAGAUUUACACUCCACCCAUAAUCAUGGAGAGGUUGUCAGAGGUUUCUUUUAUCCUCCGUGAGCUAGGUAAUGAUGCAUUUGAAUCCAUUGGGUCUACUCAUUUACCCGGAUUUACUGGAAUUGUGUUUGGUGGUCACAUCCUUUCCUUGGCAGUCAAAGCUGCAGCUCUGACAUUGAGCCAUUCCUCUAGUGAUCGUAAACUGGUUAGACUCAUUGAUGCAGUCCAUUCCUCGUUCAUUAGACCUGUUAAAGUUGCUGCUAGUGUCACGUAUAAGGUGUACAAUAAGAAGGAUGGUGCCCUAUUCUCUCAUCGCAGUGUAUCAGCACUACAAGAAGGGAAAUUAGUUUUUACUUGUUUUGUGUCAUUCAAGUCAGUCACAGGAAAUAAUCAAACUGGAAAGGUAAUUUACAAUAAUCAAGAAAAGCCAUCAGUUCCUGGACCAGGUCAUCCCGAAUGUUUGUCUCCUGAACAAAUAAGAUUUCAUGACUUAAAAAAUUUUCCAUUUCAAGUUUAUUUUGCCUCUCCAAGUGAAUGGCGUAGAAAAGAUUGGGACCCAAAAGAUCCAGGAGCUGUUUCCCCAGUACCUAUGAGAGCCAGGCUACCUGUAUGGAUGAAAUCAAAGCAACCAGUACAAAGAGUUCCAAGCUACGAAACUAAUCAAAAUAAUAAUCGUCUUGCUAUACUUCUUGCAUCCGACUAUGAAUUUGGAAGAUUGAUAGAAAUUGCCGAUCCAUAUUUGUCAUGGGAUAAAUUUGCAACACUUAAUGUUAGCCUGUGGUUUGAGGAUACUGAUGUUAACAUUGAUCAAUGGCACCUCUUUGAUAUGAAGCUUCUAUCUGCAACAAAAUGGGCAAGCAAUGCAACAUUGUUAUGCAUGUCAAAAAUAUUUCAGAAGGAUGGUGCUCUUGUCGCUACUGCUGUGCAACAAGGAUGCUUCAUAUUUUCAAAAUUAUAAAAAAACUAAACGAUGAUGAUAUUUUUUAGUU
Messenger RNA from Amphimedon queenslandica, 1019 nucleotides. RefSeq lists its product as uncharacterized. The record is from RefSeq and is a predicted model, not a curated record. Gene Ontology annotation, cellular component: peroxisomal matrix. Gene Ontology annotation, molecular function: fatty acyl-CoA hydrolase activity. NCBI's taxonomy places the organism in Eukaryota, Metazoa, Porifera, Demospongiae, Haplosclerida, Niphatidae. The transcript has 4 exons. Bases 56 to 988 code for a protein of 310 amino acids. Gene Ontology annotation, biological process: acyl-CoA metabolic process; fatty acid catabolic process.